Messenger RNA from Brenthis ino (lesser marbled fritillary), 414 nucleotides. Lineage: Eukaryota; Metazoa; Arthropoda; Insecta; Lepidoptera; Nymphalidae. The record is from the annotation of a GenBank genome assembly.
AUGUUGUCUCUCGUGCUGUUAGGGUGUGUGUGCUUCGGAACACUAGUGUCCUCUGCAGGUCCAGGUUCCUGUACCGGAGCUGGUGCAUGUUCUGGUCAGGGUUCAGGAUCGGGGACAGGAACGUGUACUGGAGCCAAUUCCUGUUCAGGAGUGAAUAGCGGUGGUGGUCAGCGCUCUUGUACCGGAGACGGUUCGUGUAGCGGAGAGGAAUCGGGAAGCGGAAUUGGGUCGUGCACGGGAGCUACUUCAUGCGGAGGACCCAAAAGCGGUGGAGGCACGGAUUCGUGCACUGGAGCUGGUUCGUGCAGAGGUGCUCGAAGCGGCGGAGGCACGGGUUCUUGCACUGGAGCCGGUUCGUGUUCUACUCCGGACUCGGGUAACUGUGACAUGUGUUGUACAGUUGCAGAUUCAUGC